Talpa occidentalis (Iberian mole) is the source of this 5020-nucleotide messenger RNA. It is a transcript of the gene NUDT18, whose product is annotated as nudix hydrolase 18. The transcript is spliced from 3 exons. Gene Ontology annotation, molecular function: 8-oxo-GDP phosphatase activity; 8-oxo-dGDP phosphatase activity; magnesium ion binding. Lineage: Eukaryota; Metazoa; Chordata; Mammalia; Eulipotyphla; Talpidae. Bases 1 to 972 code for a protein of 323 amino acids. The record is from RefSeq and is a predicted model, not a curated record.
AUGGCCGCGGAAGGCCUGGCGGGGGCGCUGACCGCUGUGCUGGGGGGCCAGGGGCUGCGCGUGCAGAGCUGUGACUCGGGGCCGGCCGGGGAGCCGCCGGCGCCGGCGCGUCUGCGGCAGGACGUCUGCUACGUGGUGCUGGCCGUGUUCCUCAACGAGCAGGAUGAGGUGCUGCUGAUCCAGGAGGCCAAGAAGGAGUGCCGGGGGUCAUGGUACCUACCUGCGGGGAGAAUGGAGCCUGGGGAGACCAUCGUUAAGGCCCUGCAGCGCGAGGUCAAGGAGGAGGCUGGGCUGCACUGUGAGCCCCUGACCUUGCUGUCUGUGGAGGAGCGGGGUCCCUCCUGGAUCCGCUUUGUGUUCCUGGCUCGCCCCACAGGUGGAACUCUCAAGACUUUCAAGGAGGCAGAUGCAGAGUCCCUGCAGGCCGGCUGGUACCCGAGGACCUCUCUGCCCACUCCACUGCGAGCCCAUGACAUUCUGCACCUGGUAGAGCUCGCCGCUCAGUACAAGCAGCAAGCCAGGCACCCCCUCAUUCUGCCCCAAGAGCUUCCCUGCAGCCUGGUCUGCCAGCGGCUCGUGGCCACCUUCACCAGUGUUCAAACGGUGUGGGUGUUAGUGAGUACAGCGGGAGGGCCUCACCUGCCCAUCACUGCUUGUGGCUUCACCCCCACGGAGCAGAGGGGUGGCAUUAAAAUGGCUGUCCUGCGGCUGCUGCAGGAGUGUCUGACCCUGCACCACUUGACUGUGGAGACCAAGGGGUUGCUUGGACUGCAGCACCUGGGCAGAGACCAAACAGAUGGUAUCUGCCUGAAUGUGCUGGUGACAGUGGCUUUUCGGAACCCAGGUACCCAAAAUGAGCCCCCAAAAGUUCAGGGCGAGAACUUCUUUUGGUGGAAAGUUAUGGAGGAAGACCUACAAAUCCAACUCCUGCAGAGGCUUCAGGAAUCCUCUGUGGUCCCCAUUAACAGAUAGGAAGCUGCCAUCAGUGGGCACGAAACUGGGUGUCUGUGCUCCCCUCACAGCAUGGGAGGCAGGAGGUGGGCAGUCGGGGAUCUUGCUGUGCUGGGAGCAGGGUGGUUCCCCUGUUCUCAAGGGCCUUCCAUCUCUCCUUGCAUGGAGCAGGUCCCUCUUGCGCUAAAAGGGACAGUGCCUUUGACCAAGCAAGGAGUCCAGAGCUCAAGGACCCAGUCGCCCUGACUUCGCAAUGAGGCUCUGCUCCCUAAGGGGUUGUGAGGACUGAGAUGGCGUCUACUCAUCACUUUCCUUGCCCACCUCGGUGUCGGCGACUCUGGUUCCUGAGGCACUGAAAACAUGGGAAGGGCGCUGGGGGAGCAUAUCCUUGCUGAGUAAAUAGGUCUUGCUUACCUAACUUCCUGCCUAAUGUCUGUGUGGGGAGGAAGUGAGCCGGAAGUGUGGACUGCUGUCUAGGAGCACUGUUCCCCAGCUCCCACCAGCACCUGCCCAGGCCCUCCCAGGUAGUAACUGACAUCUCAGGGACAGCCUGUGGGGAGCCAGAAGGCUGGCUCCCUGCUGUCCACCACAGCCUGCCGGCCCUCCAGGGCUCUCCUUAUCUCGCCUGCCAGGUGGGAGUUGUGCGAACAGGGGAGAAGCUUCAGUGGGCGAGGAGCUAUAAAGCUCUAAAUGCUGCCUCUGCCUUUUCACAGCUCAGCCCAAGCCAGAGCCAAAUCUUUUCUCCUUCCCCUUUAGUCCAGCUGAAUCAUGGUAGGGAUUACUUUUUAAAGAGGACUUUACUAAAAUGUGAGGGGAAACCAAAGAAAGUAGACCAUGUUUCAUGCGCUACUCACUGCAUCUACCGUACAGAAAACACCCACGUGGCUCAGCUUCUGAGGGAACACGGACACUCUGCAGAAGCAGGAUAACCUUUCAGCUGCCAUGUCUUUCUAGCCUCCGGGACCAUCGUAGGGGUCAUCUCGUCCCCUCUGAGGACUAACAUCUUCCAAAUGAUGGAAGCAGACCUCUCGCUUCGGUUCAUUUUUCUCAGUGUCUGAGGGAUGACGAGUCCCUCCCUACGCUCAAGGGUAAUGGUCUCUGCUCCCGUGAGUUAGCCUGCUAGUCUUCAACCCCGGGUGCCUAUUAGAAUCACCUGGAGCGCUUUCAAAACUCAGGGACCACCCCAGAGAUUCUGAUUUAACUUGUGGAGGGUGGGCCCUGGGGCACUGUUAUUUUAGAAAGCAACCCAAGUGAUUCUGACAUCACCGAGUUGAGAGCCGCUGAUCAGCUGUCUCCAGCCCUGCCCUGGAAUGUUUUUGGUGACCCCCCUCAAAGGUGCAACACACACACUUAGGGACAAGUUUUUUUUAAAAUACCAGGCCCACCGUUUACCACUAAAGAAGUGACACAACCCCUAACAGGAACACUUAAAAAAGGAGACUUGCAUACAGAUGCUUCCAGAUGGCCCAGCCCCCUGCGGUAUCAGGGGCAGCUGGCGCUCGGGCGUAGGUAGCUGAACAGUAGAGCUGCUUGGCCAAGAGGGAGGCUGCUGCCUGGCAGGCGCAGAGGAACAUCAGGUGUGCACUGCAGAGCCCUCCUCCCUACCCUCCCUCACCUCGCCCACUUAGCUCCAGAGCUGGAAAAGGAAUCUGUCUUCCUAGGGGAGGAAGACUGGUCCGAAUUAGCAGCGAAGCCCUGGGCAGAAGGACGCAAAGGGUGGAGAAGAAGAGGGCGGCUGUGUCCACGCAACCACACCAUUUAUUGCCAAGCUGUCUGGGAGGACGCCGCGCGAGUGCCAAGUACGUCGAGGAGGGCAAUGUCCAAUUCCUGGGCUUGUGGACAUUUUCUGAAUCGAAGAGUCUAGGCCCAGCUCAUCCACUGAGUUCUGCUCCCCAGCCCCCCACCCACACCCAGUGGGCGCGCACACACAUGCCCCGUGUCUCUCAGAGCUGCAGUUCAGUCCUCCCCAACUUGAGGAAUGCAGGAGAGGUAGAGGUUAUUGAGUUUCCUCCUCUUUCAUGUCACCUCUUGGCAACCUGCGGCCAGCUUCUAGAAGCGGCAUGGGCAGGAAAAGGAAGCACAAGGGGCUCUGGCCUGCUCCUCCUUGCCCAGGAGCGAAGCCAGCCGCUGCAGUCCUGCUGUGAGGUAAUGCCUGGCGCUGCCUCUGUGUUCCUGCAGGUCGAGACAGAUUCGGGCCGGGCGGGGUGGCAGCCCCAGCCACAGAGGGCAUGCAGGGAGAACAUCACGACUGGCUGCCCGUACUGCCACCCCUUCCACCAGGCUUGGGGUCUGUAGUCAGGUGGGCAUCCUGGCCUCAUCUCUACUCUGAGUUCCCUGCUCCCCUACAAGAGUAUCUCACUUCGCCAAGAGCAAGGUCUCGCCUCCCUCUUGCUGUCUCCAAGCCCCUCUGCCCAGGUGUUGUGGACCUGCUGAGACGGGUUCAGAGGCGCCAGGGAGAAACCAGCUGGAGUUGGAGCCUGGCACCCAGCCCCCCAGCUCCCCAGGCCCUCUCCCGCCCUGGCUACAGUUGCAUCAAGGCUCUCAUUAGCAGCUGCCCCCGCCUGGGCGCGGAACAUGCUUUGGGCAUUUGCCAUGAGGCAGUUGGAAAUUUUGCAACAGUCUCCAGGAGGGCUGAGCAGGAAGAGGGGGCUUUCCCUGCUGUCUACAGCCCCUUCCCAUGGUUAAGCCUGGAAGGCGGGAGGAAAAAAAUGUCAAGUCUCCGCAGCAUCUAUUGUACCUAGUGUGACAUGACAGGGCUCCCUUGUCCCCAUCCUUGGGUGAAUGGUCAUGACCAACGUCAGGCUAUCCAAUCACUCCCCCGUGUGCCUAGAACUGAGUCACAAGUCUUGGCCCCAGCAACAAAUGGCCACUGGAGAAGGGUGCUAGACACAGAACAUGUGCGGGGCUGGGUCCCAGUGCUCACCUGGCUGUUACCCAGCUUCCCCAAGGAGGUCCCGAGGACGCCAAGCUGCCUGGGAGGCCGCCUCUUGCUCCUUGGCAUCUGGUACCUCAGAGUCCCACUCCCUAAAACCAAGUCUAGUGUGGUCAACAGGCCAAGGUUGUCUUGAGCUAACCUGGGAGCUGAAGCCCAGGCUUCCACGGAGGCACACCCUGGGGUGUAAAGGACAUGGAGCCAAGCCCCCGCCCCAGGAGGAGAAUGAUGGUGGCAGAGCUGGGCGGGAGGAGGUGUGGACAAAAGUCUCCCCUCCCAUCAUGCUCCUGGCUCAGAUAUGCCCUUCUGGGAGCGGGGAGAGGCUCAGGUGAGGACCGUGUGGGGGGAACUUCACGAAAGCAAUGGCAGCCAGCUCCUUGCAGAACUCCUCGAGUACUACCACGCCCUGGAGGAGAGUCUGGUGGUCCAGCCUGAGGGAGACGGCAGGGGGAUCAUGGUGGGAGGUGGCAGGAGUGUGCCCGGUUUGACAUCCUGAGGGCAAUCCCAGGAGACACAACCCAGCAGCAGGCCCUCCUCAGCCCCCGUGCCCUAAAGUACCCUUCUUCCCAGUCCGGGGCCCUCCCUUGGGCACCCACUUUCCUCAGCUACUUACUGCUCCCCAGGAACCUGCCCCAUCAGCUGCUUGCGCACCAGGAGUAGUUUGCCUGGGAACUGGGGUACCCUCUGAAUUCUCUGCAUCAAGUCCCCAAUCACCUAGAGUAGGAACAAGGAGGACUGAGGCGUGGACAAGGGUCUCCGCUGCAGGGUCCCUGCGCUCCCACGCCAUGUGACUGUGCUUUUCCCUGGUGCUGGAAGGGUGCCCCGGCUUGCCCACCUCCCUGCCCCUCCCCACUGCUGGCACACUCCUGGGGCCCAGGUAUCCUCACCCUGACCAGCACAGAGAACAGGCUCCUACAGCCAGGGGCCAGGCUGAUGUAGGGAUCCAGGAGGUACUCGUGGAUAUGCGGGUGGGGGAAGAGGGCUAGCCGGGACAGGACUGAGGUCACUUGCAGGUUCAGGCUGUAUGGCUGUAGGGAACACAGUGGACAAGCCAAGGGUUGGCAGGGGAUGGUGAGCAUUUUUGCACUCCCCCAGCAAGGCGCCUGGCCAGUGUGAACGUGUGCGGGGGUGGGAGAC